Rhopalosiphum maidis (corn leaf aphid) is the source of this 2317-nucleotide messenger RNA. It is a transcript of the gene mol, whose product is annotated as dual oxidase maturation factor 1. Lineage: Eukaryota; Metazoa; Arthropoda; Insecta; Hemiptera; Aphididae. The coding region runs from base 667 to 1974 and encodes 435 amino acids. Gene Ontology annotation, biological process: protein transport. The record is from RefSeq and is a predicted model, not a curated record. Gene Ontology annotation, cellular component: endoplasmic reticulum membrane. The transcript is spliced from 9 exons.
GCACGCACAUUGUUUCGCCGCGGUUUCGUCCGUCACCGCCGACGACGACGUCGUUUCGUUUAGUAAAACAAUAAUAGUGUCUACUGCUCACCGACUCCACGCACUGCAGUUAUUAUUGUUAUUACCAUCGUCAUUACCGCACAUAAUUUGUUGUCGUUAUAUUGUUGUGAUAAUAAAGUGAAUAAUAUAUAACAAUAUAGUGGCGCACGCGACCGACAAACCGCGUCCGGCAGUCGACGACGCCGCAUCAUCGACAUCAGUAUCCGUUCGGUUACCGGUCCGCAUGCACGCGCUCCCGAUUCGGUAACUCGCCAACUAUUAUUAUAUAACGUGUCCGCGGCGGUUACAUUUUUAAAAACAAAAAAAAAUUCGUUCGAUUUUUUUUCCACCGAUGUCCAGCAGGACGCGGUCGCGUUUAUCCUAUUAUAAUAACGUGCGUGUUUUUCGAAUUCGAUUUCGACUCCCCGUGGUCUUGCCGUUUUUUUCUUUUUAAUGUGCGGUACCAUUUAUAAUAAUAUUAAUAUCAAUAAUAUCAAACCGUACUGAUCUCCGGAACACGACAACCGUAUCCCACACAUAUUAUUAUAUAUAUUUUACUAUAAAGAUUAUAUAAAAUUGUCUCAUACAUUUUCGGACGAAACAUUUCCACCCACCAACAGUCACAGAAUGAAGUGGCUUAGGAGUGACGGAGGACCAAUGUUUUACGGUUAUAGCAACCGUACACCGGUCACAGGUGAUGUACAAAUGAUUACAACCUGUCUGAUUUUCGGUACGAUUUUCACAGCGUUUCUUAUCAUCUUCCCUGGAGUUCGAAAAGAAAGGUUCACCACCUUCACAACUGUCACCUUGAGUCUGUUCGUCGGAAACGUCAUAUUGUUGUCGAUACUGGGUUCCAGUUGGCACGUGGCUGAAACAGUGAUCACGAGCGCUUACCGAGCUCUUUCCAAAGAACUGAUUACUGCGGAACUCGGUGCUUAUGUCGGACUUGGUCAUAUCAACAUAACCCUAUGCGCAAUACCAUCCGACAACUCUUCGAUGCCAUUGGAAGAUAUCAGCUUCAACGAACGUUUCUCUUGGUUGGGAGCUCAUGAAAUGGGCGAAAGCUAUCAAGCUGCCUUGUACCGGGGCAUGCCUUUCCCUAUACUAACUGUCGCCGAAUACUUUAGUUUAGGCCAAGAAGGGUUUGCUUGGGGAGGUCAAUACAGAGCUGCGGGUUACUACGGGAGCAUAUUUUUAUGGACAGCGUUUGUGUUGUGGUUUCUGAUGAACGUGCUGCUGAUCGUCGUUCCGCGGUACGGAGCGUACACAAUGAUAGGCAUGGGAAGUUUUAUGGUCGGAGCAACAGUCGCCUAUCACUGUAUGCUUCCGUCGUCACCUCUAGUCAUACGUUUUCAGGACGACAAGUUUUUACUGUUCAGGCUGGGCUGGUGUUUCUGGCUAACACUAUUUACUGGUCUGCUGUGCAUUUCCGUUGGGUUGAUAAUCGUGGCCAUCGACUGCGUGUACCCGCAUAAAUUCUCCACCAUCCUCGAAGUGGACUUCGACACGCCGUAUGACCGGCACAUCAUCAUCGAGGACAGUAUACACCGAAAGAAACGUGUCGGUAACAAGAGUCUGGAAGAACCCGAGGGCCUCGGCCGCAGGAUAUUAAGGCGACUUUCGUCCAAGAAAGAUGACGACGUCAACAACCACAUGAAACUCGCUGGUACAGACAACCGUGGUUUUGAAUUAGACCCGGCCCCACCGAAUUCCCCGUGGAGGUUUCCAUACAACAGGCCCGCAGCCCAAGGGGUGAAGUUCAAUAGGACUAUAUCACAGGACUCUAUGACCAGCCAAACGUCUAACUUGGCAGUCGCUUUCAACAACCGCGACAAGAGCAGGCUGUCUAUAUUAAAAACGUCUUUGCCACCCAUAAGACCUUCGCCGGGACAAGCAAUAGUGGUUGAUAGAGCCAAAGAAGUAUCCAUGUGGUAAAACUUCAUAAAAUAAUAUAACUUUAAAUGUGCCAAGCAAAACGAUUUGUGAAAAUUUUUUUGAAGUCUGAUCGUAUAGACAUAUAGAUAUAUACAUAUUAUGUACCAUAUUAUAUAUAUUACAAAAUGACAGUCAUAUAAAAUUAUAAUUAGUUUCUAUCAUAUUUAUAUGUUGGAUUUUAUUAAGUGGAACCUAAUAAAACGAAAAGCUUAAAAUUCUAGACGUCAAGCUUUGAUUAACUUAAUUUAUAAUCAAGUCCAUUAAUAUUUAUACUACAAUAAUCAAAAACAUGUAAAAAUAGGUUAAAAGUAUAUCAAGGAGAUGUGAAUAUAAUUAUUAUAAU